This is a messenger RNA of Fibroporia radiculosa, 1602 nucleotides long. RefSeq lists its product as uncharacterized. Lineage: Eukaryota; Fungi; Basidiomycota; Agaricomycetes; Polyporales; Fibroporiaceae. The transcript is spliced from 3 exons. Bases 1 to 1602 code for a protein of 533 amino acids. Gene Ontology annotation, biological process: endoplasmic reticulum unfolded protein response. The record is from RefSeq and is a predicted model, not a curated record. Gene Ontology annotation, molecular function: protein binding.
AUGACUUCUCUUGAUAUACGCAUUGAACUCCCAGCUUACUCACAUUCCUUCGCCAUACAAGUCGAACAAUGGGCAAACAUCGCAAAUGUCAAGCACGAGAUCGCCAAAUCUUGUCCCGGUAAUCCUCGCCCCGAUGGACAACGUCUCAUAUACAAGGGCCACUUCCUAGCUGAUGAGGAGAGGAUACUGGAUAUCUGGAAGUCGCCUGAUGAUGCGCGUAUUCUCCAUCUGGCGGUGCACCCUUCGGCUUGGACCUCAAAUCCCCCAAGUCUUUCUUCCUCAUCCCCGAUGUUUCCUGCUAGCAGUGCCCAGAUUCCGACUUCCGUGCGUCCUGCUUCAGAACAGGCCUUUUCGCAGUAUCUUCGCGCGCAUACGCCACUAUUGGCCUCUUCAUCCAAUAUGUCUUUGAAUUAUGUCAAUUGGAAACACCAUGUCGCUCUCCAGACACUCCUGAACGGGGUGUCAACUUUGGAUACUGCCCGGAUGACUGAUCCAGAUUGGUGGCGGUCGGUUGCCGUACAGCAUCUCCAUCUUUGUGGCUGGUCAUGGCCUAGUGUCCUUGAUGAAGAGUAUCCUUCUGCUGAAAACUCUGGAGAAGGAUUGAAAUACGAGCAAGUAAUUGGGCUUCCCUAUCUGUCGCUCGCGACCCCGGAUGCGGCUCCAACGCCUAUUCAAACGCAUGCUCUCAAAGUAUUGUCGGUGACAUUCACAAUUCUCACCGCGCCUUCUCCGGAGCUUCCUCCCCUUCCUAUCGCUACGUCGUACAGCACACCGUAUCCUAUCAAUGCACAAACCGACCUCAACGAACACCUGCAGCAGCUGGGCCUUCCGCCCAUCCGCUUGGCUGCCGGCCAAAAUUUCAAUCCUAACCUUCACGUAAACGACCCGAACCAUUUGCCUGGUGCAGUUGCGGCGCCUGCAGUGGAGAUUCGAGCCAUACCCCUACGUGCGCUAAUGGUGCCAUUAAUUAUGCUGGUCUUCCGCACACUGCUUCUUCUCUAUUUCUUCUCACCCAUGAAGCGCCCGUUUUUCGCCCUGCUUCUGAGUGCGUGGAUUUUGUACGAAGCAUGGGGCACAUUACGCGUAGUAAUCGGCGACGGGCGCGUACGGAACCCGCGAGCUGUCGAUCUCAACGGCCGGGUGGACAACAAUGGGCGGCAGGGACCGGCUGACCGCCGCGAUGCAGGAGCAUCGUAUGUCGCGAACCGUGGUCAGAUGCAGGCACUGUUGAAUGGUUUAUCCAACCUCAAUCUCCAUGUGGAGGAUGCAGUGCUGGACGGGGGCCUACCUGUGCGCCCGCCAAGUCUUGGGCACAAAGUGAAGACCUUUGUGAGCCUCAUGCUCCUGACCCUCCAUCCGGCCGUGUGGGAUUAUCGUCGUGCUGCACUGCGAAGAAGGGAGGGUCGCCUUCGCACGGAGGCGAAUAUAAGGGAGGCUGCGAUGCAGAACACGGAUGGCCAGAAUGCAGCCGGGAGCCCAGGUGAGCGAACGGAAGACGAGACGAGGGUGAAGGCAUUAAUCGAGGCGCAUGAGAGGCGACCUACGUGGGUUAAAGAGUACGUGCACAGGGUGCAAACGACGGACUGGGCUGACGAUGUAUGA